Messenger RNA from Pseudonaja textilis, 2739 nucleotides. It is a transcript of the gene CRTAC1, whose product is annotated as cartilage acidic protein 1. Gene Ontology annotation, molecular function: calcium ion binding. Gene Ontology annotation, biological process: axonal fasciculation. The record is from RefSeq and is a predicted model, not a curated record. NCBI's taxonomy places the organism in Eukaryota, Metazoa, Chordata, Lepidosauria, Squamata, Elapidae.
CAUUCACGCACGCCGGGACCGAAAAGAGCGGUGGCCGGAGAGCCACGACAAGCAGCCGCACGUGAAGAGGGCAGUCCGCCCGCUCCGGAUGUUUCGCGGCCAGCUGGUAGGCAUGGAGCUGCCCCGGCAAUCCACCUGCCCGGUGCCAAGGUUGCUGCUACUGCUGUUGUGGAGCCUGGUUCUGCCUUGGCCUGGUGAAGGAUCCCAGCGCAGUAAACCCAUGUUCACAGCAGUCACGGAUCAAGUCCUUCCCCCUGACUAUGACAGCAACCCAAUUCAGCUCAACUAUGGUGUGGCUGUGACUGAUGCAGACCGGGAUGGAGACUUCGAGAUUAUCGUGGCUGGGUAUAAUGGACCCAACCUGGUGCUGAAGUACGACAAGGCACGGGGCCGGCUGUUAAAUCUUGCAGUGGAUGAACACAACUCCCCCUACUAUGCACUGAGGGAUCGCCAGGGCAAUGCAAUUGGUGUGACAGCCUGUGACAUUGAUGGAGAUGGAUGGGAGGAAAUUUACUUCCUAAACACCAAUAAUGCCUUUUCUGGUGUAGCCACCUAUACAGAUAAACUCUUCAAGUUCCGCAAUGGGCGCUGGGAGGACAUCUUGAGUGAUGAGGUGAACCGGGGUGUGGCAAGCCGGUUUGCUGGGCGUUCCGUGGCAUGCGUAGACAGGCUGGGGUCUGGCCGCUAUUCCAUUUACAUAGCUAACUAUGCCAAUGGAAGAGUUGGUCCUCAUGCCCUCAUUGAGAUGGACACAGCUGCCAGUGACCUAGAGCAUGGUAUUGUGGCACUGAAUGAUGUGGCUGCAGAAGCUGGAGUCAAUAAAUUCACAGGGGGUCGGGGCAUAGCGGUGGGUCCCAUUCUCAGUGAAGCUGCCUCUGACAUAUUUUGUGAUAAUGAGAACGGAGCCAACUUCCUCUUUCAGAACCAGGGCGACGGUACCUUCAUAGAUGUAGCACCCAGCACUGGGUUGGAUGAUCCCUACCAACAUGGUCGUGGAGUGGCCCUAGCUGACUUCAAUCGUGAUGGCAAAGUUGACCUUAUCUAUGGUAACUGGAAUGGACCUCACCGGCUCUAUCUGCAGGUUAAUGCAGGUGGGCGUAUCCGCUUCCGAGACAUUGCCACGCCCAAACUGUCCAUGCCAUCACCUGUCCGCACCGUCAUCGCUGCUGAUUUUGACAAUGACCAGGAAUUGGAGGUCUUCUUCAACAACAUCGCGUAUCGUGGCUCGUCUGCCAACCGCCUCUUCCGGGUUAUCCGCCGAGAACAUGCCGACCCAGCUAUUGAAGAACUGAACCCUGGCGAUGCUGUGGAACCAGAGGGGCGUGGCACAGGAGGAGUGGUGGUAGAUUUUGAUGAUGAUGGGAAGCUGGAUUUAAUCCUUUCACAUGGUGAAUCCAUGGCACAACCCCUCUCCGUCUUCAAGGUCAACGAGGGUGCUGGCAACAACUGGCUGCGGGUGAUUCCACGUACACGCUUUGGGGCAUUUGCUCGUGGUGCUAAAGUGGUGCUGUUCACACGGCACAGUGGUGCCCAUCUGCGCAUCAUUGAUGGAGGGUCUGGGUACUUGUGUGAGAUGGAGCCUGUUGCCCAUUUCGGCUUGGGACAGGAUGAACCCAGCAGCCUGGAAGUGACUUGGCCAGAUGGCAAGUUUAUCAGCAGAGCUGUAGUGAGCACUGAGAUCAAUUCUGUACUCGAGAUUCUCUAUCCCAAAGACACACCAGGAUCACCCACCAUUUUAGUUCCUCUUGAGUGCGGCCAAGGAUUCUCUCAGCACAAGAAUGGACGUUGUGUGGACAUGGAUGAGUGUGCAGAAUUUCCUUUUGUGUGUCCGAGAGGCAGGCCCAUCUGCAUCAACACAUAUGGUGGGUACCGUUGCCGCAGCAACAAGCGCUGUAACCGGGGCUUUGAACCCAAUGAGGACGGCACCGCUUGUGUUGCAAUGUAAAAUUGGAUCAAAAUAUUUGAAUAUCCUUGGUGCAACUCUAGAAGAUUUUCUGUUAACCCAUCUCUGCUUGCUGCCUUGAAUAGGUGACACAUUAUUUGCACACCUCACAUCACCUUGUUGGAAAAUCCAGUUUGUCUCUCCCUGCUGUGCAAGCUACAUCCUAAGAACUAAAGAUGUUUACUUUCUGUAUAUGUUUCUGUUGCACAAAAUGUAAAGGAUGCUUGUUAAAGGAUCAUGAAACAAUGUUGAAGAAGCAUAUAUUGCUACUACCAAUUACACCAGCCUUUCCAGAGUUGCUGAGAAUUCUGGAAGUUUGGUCACACAGUUGGAGUAUACCAAGUUGUAAAAGACUGGAUGGAUCAUUUCACUCUAAUUUCUUAUUCUUCAAUAUUCAUAUGACUGCCAUGACUGAAUAUGUACAAUGAAGUCUGCAUGGCUAGAAAACUCUCACCUGAGGUCUGAGGAACCACUGCCAUUCUGGGUAGACAAUCUUGACAAAAUAAGAUCCAUUACAUAUUGAAGAGUCAGGAGCGACUAAAUGACAGAAUAAAAAUGCUGAAUUGAAGGAACCUAUCCACAACUUUAAUAUUAGGUAGCUUUCUAAGUUUCUGGAUCUGUGGGAUGAACUUGCAUGAACAAUAAUAAAACAACCAUUUGCAAUUUUAAAGUAUCCAGUUUUCUGGAAUGCUAGAAUUUUCAUAGGUUCCAAGGUGAAAGUACAGGGAACUGUAAUACUAAAAGUGCUUUUACAGCUGUUCUGUCACUUAUAGUUGAAUGACUUCAUUCCUGCUAUA